AUGGUCUGCUCGGCUGCGCCUGUGCUGCUCCUGGCCAUGACUCUCGCUCUGGUGGAGCCACCAGCUGCCCGAGCAUCCCAGCCUGGACAGAGUCAGGCUCGAGGGGGAUCAGGGCCACAGCUGGACCCCGAAAGUGGAGCAGGUGAACUGCUCCUGAUCUCCGUCCACGUACAGCUGGACUUCCCUGAUGUGCCCUGGCCGGCUGCACUCUCCCAGCCCCUGACUGUCCCCGCUGCCUCGGUUUCCUCAGCCCCAGUGACUCUCGCUGGCCUCAACCUCACAACAGGUGGGGAAGAACCUCUCCUGACCCCCGGCCUUUCAAUGGCUCUUAGCUGCUCAGGUGGGAGGGGGAGCUCAGGGCUCCAGGGCCACAAGUUCCUGCUCCGGGGGUCCUGUCUCCUGCCUCCUGCAGUCCCCGCGACCCUGAGCCUUGACUCCUGGCUGCAGAUGCCUGGCGACACCCUGAACCUGACCCUCCUCACGAACCAGGAGACCACCAACCUGAACUGGUUCCUGUGGCCCACAGGAAGCCCCAGCCCCAUCCUCCUGCGGGCAGGGACCUGUGUGUCCUUGACCUCCAGCCGGGGCCGGACUGUCCUCAGCAUCGUCAACAUCUCCCAUAGAUGGGCAGGUGAGUACAUAUGCCACUUCGAGGCCCAGGGAUUCAGGUGGGAGCUGCACCAGGUGGUGAGGGUGCCCCUGCAGGCAACAGAUGUGACUGGGCUCCCAGACCAGCUCUCCGUCUCCUGUGACACCUCCCCCGGCUUCCAGCUGAGCUGCUGCAUCCCCAGCGCACAUCUGGGCUACACGGCUUCCUGGAGCCCCAGAGAGGGUAGCCAAGCCUCCGUGUUCAAUGCGCUGGACUCCCAGUGCUUCACGCUGGCUGUUGAGCACUGCCCUGCAGCCAACACCACGUACGCUUGUGAGCUGCAGAGCCCCGGUCUGAGCCCCCUCAGGGUCGCCGUCUCUGUCACCAUCAUCCGGGAUGGAGACACCACCUGCCCUGAGGACUCUUCAACUGUCACCUGGAAUGUCACCAAGGCUGGCCACGUGGUACAGGCCCAGUGUCCCGGGAACAGGACGGGCACGGUGAAGAGGCCCUGUGGGCCUGAUGGGGUCUGGGGACCCAUCCACAGCAGCUGCACAGACUCGGGGCUCCUGGCUCUGCUCCUCAGAGCCCAGCUGCUGCAGGCAGGCCAGGGCUGGCCUGAGGAAGAGGUGUCACAGAUCUUGGCUCAGCUGCAGGAGCAGGUAGUGGCAGUGACCUCCCCCUCCGACUUACUGGCCCUGGUGGGCACCAUGACAGUCCUGGCCAAGGUGGUGGCAGACACCAUAACACAACUCAACUGCAGCGCCCUUGAGGCUGUCCUGAAAAUCACAGACAAGGUCCUUGGCAUGAACUCCAGCUCUCUGUGGACCCCAGCCCAGAGGCAGAUGCCCUCAGUGGGCUCCAGUCUCCUGCUGGCGGUGGAGACCCUGGCACGCAGCCUGUGCCCACAGGACCAGCCCUUCUCCUUCGUCUUGCCCAACGUGCAGCUGCAGAGCCAGCUCCUCGAGCCCACGUUUCCAGCUAACUACAGAGCCUCCUUCCCUACUCAGCCCCCACUGCGGGCAUGGAUUCCCAGGCACUCACUGGCACCCCUGCGCUAUAAUGGAACCAACGUCAGCAUUACUAGCCUGGUGCUGCAGAAACUGGACCACCUUCUGCCCUCAAACUACGGGCAAGGGCUGGGGGGCUCCCUCUAUGCCACUCCUGGUCUGGUCCUCGCCAUCUACAUCAUGGCAGGUGGCCAGGUCUUCAAGCAGGUAGAGGUCACCAUGGACUUUGGGGACACAGAUGGCAGUCCCCACUGUGUCUUCUGGGACCAUGAUCUCUUCCAGGGCAAGGGAGGCUGGUCUGAUGCAGGGUGCCAGGUGCAGGCAGCCAGUGCCAGCCCCACCACUCAGUGUAUCUGCCGGCACCUCACUGCCUUCUCCAUCCUCAUGUCGGGACACACGGUUCCAAACCACCCCACCCUGGAGCUGCUGAGUCAGGUGGGGCUGGGAGCCUCCAUUCUAGCCUUGCUCAUGUGCCUGGGUGUGUACAGGCUGGUGUGGAGGUUUGUGGUGCAGAACAAGGUCGCCUACUUACGCCACUCAGCCCUGCUCAACAUGGUCCUCUGCCUGCUGGCCGCAAACACCUGCUUCCUAGGAGCUCCACUCCUCCCUCCGGGGCCCCGCAGCCCGCUCUGCCUGGCUGCUGCCUUUCUCUGUCACUUUCUCUACCUGGCCACCUUCUUCUGGAUGUUGGCUCAGGCCCUGUUGUUGGCCCACCAGCUUCUCUUUGUCUUCCAUCAGCUGUCCAAGCUCCGAGUACUCUCCCUGAUGGUGCUCCUUGGCUACCUGUGCCCGAUGGGUUUAGCAGGUAUCACCCUAGGCCUCUACUUACCCCGAGGGCAAUACCUGAGGGAGGGGGCAUGCUGGCUGGACAAGAAGGGAGGAGCACUCUACACCUUCGUGGGUCCAGUGCUGGCCAUCGUGGGAGUGAAUGGGCUGGUACUCACCAUGGCUGUGCUGAAGCUGCUGAGACCCUCGCUGUCAGAGGGACCCCAGGUGGAGAAGCGCCAAGCCCUCCUGGGGGUGAUCAAAGCUCUGCUCGUUCUUACACCUAUCUUCAGCCUCACCUGGGGGCUGGGGCUGGCCACUCUGCUGCAGGAAGUCUCCUUAGUCCCUCACUACCUCUUCACGGUUCUCAACGCCUCUCAGGGUGUCUUCAUCUUACUGUUUGGUUGCCUCAUGGACAAGAAGGUCCAAGAGGCUUUACGCAAACGCUUCUGCGGCAGCCAACCCCCCAGAUCCACCAACUCCUUGGUGAGUUGCUGGCUUCAAGUUUCACUUUGA
Messenger RNA from Rangifer tarandus platyrhynchus (Svalbard reindeer), 2880 nucleotides. Lineage: Eukaryota; Metazoa; Chordata; Mammalia; Artiodactyla; Cervidae. The record is from the annotation of a GenBank genome assembly.